Messenger RNA from Stomoxys calcitrans (stable fly), 1228 nucleotides. It is a transcript of the gene eIF3h, whose product is annotated as eukaryotic translation initiation factor 3 subunit H. The record is from RefSeq and is a predicted model, not a curated record. Bases 35 to 1054 code for a protein of 339 amino acids. NCBI's taxonomy places the organism in Eukaryota, Metazoa, Arthropoda, Insecta, Diptera, Muscidae. The transcript has 3 exons. Gene Ontology annotation, molecular function: translation initiation factor activity; protein binding; metallopeptidase activity. Gene Ontology annotation, cellular component: eukaryotic translation initiation factor 3 complex; cytoplasm; eukaryotic 43S preinitiation complex.
UUUGUCAUCUCUAUCUUUUCGCAAGUUUAUCAAAAUGGCAACAAAUCGUGGUAACCGAGCUCGCCAAACUGAAGAAGUGGAAAAUACCAUUACUUACGUACAAUGUGACGGUUUGGCUGCCAUGAAAAUGGUAAAGCACUGCCACGAAGAAUCCAGUAACAUGGAUUUGGCUCAAGGUGCAUUGCUGGGUUUAGUGGUGGACAAGUGUUUGGAAAUUACAAAUUGUUUCCCUUUCCCCAAGAGCGAUGAUGAAACCAUGGACGAGGAACUUUAUCAAUUGACCAUGAUGCGUCGUCUACGUCGUGUUAACGUCGAUCAUUUCCAUGUUGGUUGGUACCAGAGCUCCAAUGUUGGCAAUUUCCUAUCUAUGGCUUUGCUUGAGUCUCAAUAUCACUACCAGACCAGCAUUGAAGAGUCUGUUGUGGUGAUUUAUGAUACCCAAAAAUCUGGGCGUGGUUUCCUUUGCUUGAAAGCCUAUCGUUUAACACCACAAGCCAUACAAAUGUACAAAGAAGGCGAUUUCACACCGGAAGCUUUGAGAAACAUGAAGGUGGGAUAUGAAAGUCUGUUUGUCGAAAUUCCCAUCGUCAUCAAAAACUCCCCCUUGACCAACAUUAUGAUGAGCGAAUUGUGCGAAAUGACACCUGAAGAACAGGGUCAUAACUUUUUGGACUUGGGCACCGCUUCGGUUCUCGAAAAUCACAUGCGUUGUUUAAUUGAACGCGUAGAUGAACUUUACCAAGAGUCCAUGCGCUACAACAAGUAUCAACAAGUGGUCUUUAAACAAGAAACUGAAAAACAUCGUGCUUUAUCUAAACAAGCUGCAGAAAAUGCUCUACGUGUAGCCAAAGGUGAAUCGCCCAUAUCCGAAGAAGAAGUUCUUAAACAAUUCCGACCUUUGCCCGUGCCACCUAGACUUAAUGCUACUAUUACAUCGGGACAGAUCAAUACGUAUUCACAGCAUAUAUCUCAAUUUUGUUCACAGUCUUUGGCAAAACUUUUUAUUACACAAUCGCUACAAAAUGCUAAAGAGUCUAAGGAAGUCAGCAAAUAAGCCCCAAAUUCACCAUAAGUCUAAACAAAAAAGUGAAAAGCGACACAUUGUAACAAAUAUAUAGAGAUCAACAUUAUCCAACGUUUCAAGAGAGGUAAAAACCAUUCAAAAGUAAUAGUAAGACCUAAACACAUUUUUUAUAUCUUGUUCGAAUAAAAUGUGUAAGCAAAGCGA